AUGAACCUCAGCUCCUUAUCCUGUAGCAAGCGCCCCGCGCUGCCAGCCCCUUGCUGCGGCAGCGCGCCGACGCCUAGCAGCGCGCUGGCGCCAAACGCGCUGGUGCCAAACGCGCUGGCGCCAAACGCGCUGGCGCCAAACGCGCUGGCGCCUAACGCGCUGGCGCCUAACGCGCUGGCGCCUUACGCGCUGGCGCCUUACGCGAUGGCGCCUUACGCGCUGACGCCAAACGCACUGGCGCCAAACGCGCUGGCGCCAUACGCGCUGGCGCCAUACGCGCUGGCCCCAAACGCGCUGGCGCCAUACGCGCUGGCGCCAUACGCGCUGGCGCCUUACGCGAUGGCGCCUUACGCGCUGGCGCCAAACGCGCUGGCGCCAAACGCGCUACCGCCAAACGCGCUGGCGCCAAACGCGCUGGCGCCAUACGCGCUGGCGGCUUGUGCGCUUCUGCCUUGCACCUUGCUCGCUGGAGCCUUGCUGCACACCAGCGUGGUGUGCGUGACCCCAGGGGAUCUAUGCUUCAAACCACGCUUGUGUGCGAGACGCGUUGUGGGGAGCAGGGAGGGAUCGAGAGAGAAGACAAUGUGGAAAAGGAAUGUCCGUCCCGUCGCUCACGUGAUCUCCUCUUGCCUCCCUUACCCACGCGAUCACUUCUCCUUCCCCAUAGCCCUCCUGUUCGGCCGUCCAGUCACCCGCCCAUUCUGCCGUCCCGUCGUCCUCCCGUUCCGUUCCGUCGUCGUCGCCCUUCCGUGGCCCAUACCGUCGCCCCUCCCGUUCAUCCAUCCCGUCGCCCAUCCUGUAGCGCAUCCUCUCUCCCAUCCCGUCGUUCCCCUCGUCGCCCUCGCCAACGCCCCGAAACUCCCUCCCGUCGCCCUUCCUCUCUCCCAUCCCGUCGCUCCCCUCGUCGCCCUCGCCAAUGCCCCGAAACUCCCUCCCGUAGCGCAUCCUCUCUCCCAUCCCAUCGCUCCCCUCGUCGCCCUCGCCAACGCCCCGAAACUCCCUCCCGUCGCGCAUCCUCUCUCCCAUCCCGUCGCUCCCCUCGUCGCCCUCGCCAACGCCCCGAAAUUCCCUCCCGUCGCCCUUCCUCUCUCUCAUCCCGUCGCUCCCCACGUCGCCCUCGCCAACGCCCCGAAACUCCCUCCCGUCGCGCAUCCUCUCUCCCAUCCCGUCGCUCCCCUCGUCGCCCUCGCCAACGCCCCGAAACUCCCUCCCGUCGCCCUUCCUCUCUCUCAUACCGUCGCUCCCCUCGUCGCCCUCGCCAACGCCCCGAAACUCCCUCCCGUCGCCCUUCCUCUCUCCCAUCCCGUCGCUCCCCUCGUCGCCCUCGCCAACGCCCCGAAACUCCCUCCCGUCGCUCCCCUCGUCGCCCUCGCCAACGCCCCGAAACUCCCUCCCCUCGCCCUUCCUCUCUCUCCGUCACCCUUGCUCUCUCUCCGUCGCCCUUGCUCUCUCUCCGUCGCCCUUGCUCUCUCUCCGUCGCCCUUGCUCUCUCUCCGUCGCCCUUGCUCUCUCUCCGUCGCCCUUUCUCUCUCCCGUCGCCCGUUCUCUCUCCCGUUGCCCUUUCUCUCUCCCGUUGCCCGUUCUCUCUCCCGUUGCCCUUUCUCUCUCCCGUUGCCCGUUCUCUCUCCCGUUGCCCUUGCUCUCUCCCGUUUCCUAUCCUCUCUCCCCUCCUCUCACGUUGCCCUCGAUGCAGUCGUCACCUUUCCUCUCUCCCCUCCCAUCACCCACCUCGGCGCUUUCGCGUUCGCCCCGAAAUGCCUGCAAGUCGCCCUUCGUUUCUCCCCUCCCAUCUCCCAACACCCUACCAUUCCGCAAUUUUCGCUCAAUCAGCGCUCUCCGUGCGCUCUCGUUUCCUUCUACCUAUUCCUUUUUAUCUCUAACCCGAAACUCUCUGUUUUUUCCCGCAGUUCUGCUUUUCCUAUGCUGUUUUUGCCGCCCCAGCAGGCACAUGUCUAA
Molecule: messenger RNA, 1956 nt
Organism: Closterium sp. Naga37s-1
Lineage: Eukaryota; Viridiplantae; Streptophyta; Zygnematophyceae; Desmidiales; Closteriaceae
Source: the annotation of a GenBank genome assembly